Molecule: messenger RNA, 2516 nt
Organism: Pelmatolapia mariae (spotted tilapia)
Lineage: Eukaryota; Metazoa; Chordata; Actinopteri; Cichliformes; Cichlidae
Product: RING finger protein 141
Exons: 6
Coding region: 175-861 (228 amino acids)
Biological process (GO): protein autoubiquitination
Molecular function (GO): ubiquitin-protein transferase activity
Source: RefSeq, a predicted model, not a curated record
CGUCAUGAAGCCGCGCCAGUGUUGUUGUACCAAGACAAACAGAAGCUAAAAGCGAGGCUAGUGGUGAAAUUUGGAUGGUGCCUCCUACGUGGACUCUGCACUGUUUGGUUUGGAAGAACUGAAUGAGGUGCUGCCCUUUGCCUCUGCUCUUGUGUGAGUUCUACUGCUGCCGGGAUGGGUCAGCAGAUCUCAGGUCAGGCGGUGAUGAACCAUCUGCCUGAGAAGCUGGUGAAACAUGCCGGAUUGGUUCGUGACAGUGGCUACCUAAGCUACGAGGAGUUUCUAGCAAGAGUGGCUGAACUUAAUGACGUUACGGCCAAGCUAGCUGCUGGACAGCAGAAGCACCUACUGUUUGAGGUGCAGCCAGGAUCUGAUGCUACAGCCUUGUGGAAAGUGGCUGUCAGGGUUGUGUGUACCAAGAUCAAUAAGGAGAAUGGCAUGGUUGAAGCAUCGCGGAUCAUGAACCUGUAUCAGUUCAUCCAACUCUAUCGUGACAUCACCAGCCAGGCAGCCGAAGUGUUGUCUGUAGAGGGUGCCACUAAGGGCCCCUCAACCGAGCUUCCCUCCACUGACUCCUGCCAGGCCAGCAUGUGGAUGGGCAGAGUGAAGCAGCUGACCGAUGAAGAGGAGUGUUGCAUCUGCAUGGAUGGAAAAUCUGACCUCAUCCUGCCCUGUGCACAUAGCUUCUGUCAGAAAUGCAUUGAUAAAUGGAGUGGCCAGAGCCGAAAUUGCCCAAUCUGCCGUCUGCAAGUGACUGCUGCCAAUGAAUCGUGGGUAAUGUCUGAUAUCCCCACAGAGGAUGACAUAGCCGGCUACAUCCUCAACCUGGCUGAUGAGGCGGGCCACCCACACAGGCCUUAACAUGCAGAAUACUGAGCCAAGUAGAUAGCAAAGGGAAAUAUACCCACUUCAGUAGACUUUACAUACUGAAACACAAAACACCACUUUCACUGAGAGGUUUCUUUUUUUCCCCCCUAAAGAGCAAAACAGAAAAGAAUCCAGCAGGUUUCUUCUCUUUAUAUUCUUUGUGACAGCUUCUGAAAAUCUCCUCUUUUAAGUCCUAAAAAUCCCAGGAUGCUUUUUGAAACCAGAGUAUUGUUGAUGUGAUACUUCAUGGAGUUUUGUGAUAUGUUGUUUGAAGUGAAAACAUCUUUUAUUUGUAUAUUACAAUAAAUUGUAACAUUUUAAUGGAACCCAGAAUAACCAAAUGUUGCUUAAAGUACUAACUGAAGAAGAGGUGGUUGGGGUUAACUAGGCACUUUAUAAAACAAAUGCUGAUACAUGUUGAAAUUGCCUUCCUUCAAUAUGAAUGAGAGAGACACAGUUGCACUUUCUUGUAAAGUUUGAUAAGUAUGACUCUCAUUCAUAUCAUUUAAAUCAUCACUUUGACAUUUUGGGAAACUGUCUUGUUUGCUGUCCAGGGAAAGUCAGAUGUCUGUAAAUGUAGGACAGCAGUUAGAUUAUCCUCAUACAAAGACUGGAAACAAGGAGAAAGGGCCGGCUGUAGCCAGUGUUAUUAAAUCAUCUUUUAAUAUGUUAUAUUUAACUAUAUCUAAAUGUGAAAAAUAGAGAAAUUUAAAGAUGAAUUUGUGCUGUAGACUGAUUCAUGGCUAAGUUGCUUCAUGAAGUCCCUGCAGGACUGUUUUCAACUUUUGGACAGCAUCGGGCUCUUUUGUAGUCUCUGUGCUAAAUUUGGGAAGUGACCUUGCAGUGAACAUAUAGACAGUAAAUUGGUAUUGAUCAAAUCUUAAACCUCUGGCAAAGAGCAAAUAAGCAAUUUUUCCCAAAAUGUCCUAUUCUUCCUUCAUGUGCAAAUCCAAGACACCAAACAUACUUGUCGUAUUUGCCAGGGCUUCUGGACAAGCAGUAAAGUGAAAAUUUAUGUUCCAUCUAUAAAGCUGUUUGGAUGUCUGUGCAAUGUAUCCCUGCAUGUUUGUACCCCACAUGACAUGGACCAUGAGCUGUGUUAUGUGAAUCUGUACUAAAAUCCUGUUCUGGUGCAGUUCAGGACACAGGACUGAAUAGUCUCAUGUGAUUUUAAUGACUUGGCUCGUUGUGGUGUCUUAACUGUUGUAAAUCACCUUUGCCUGUCACAUAAGCUGUUCUCCUCUUUUUACUUUUAUGAAUUUUUUUCUAAUUAUUUUUCUCUCAUCUUUAUUUACACUAUUUUAUUAUGAAUUCUGUAGAAAUCUUUUAGUUUGCACUCCCAAAACUGCACUCUGUGCUUCGACGUGACUGUAAUUAAAAGCAACUUAAUGACUGAGAGAGGGGCAGCUUGUAGGGGAACAGUGAGUAAAAUCACUGAAAUUGUGUUAUGUUUUUUUGUUUCCCCCUGGGUCUAACCGAUCCCUUGUGGCACUUUCAGUUUAAGUUGACAUAGCUGUGACACUCGAAGUUGAUUAUUCCGGAAAUAUUUCAUUAAAUGUGAAUGUGUAUGAACCUUAUAGAUUUCAUUUCUGUUUCACUCAAAUCCAAUUCUUCAUUUAAAAUUGUAUUAAAGAAAUGACUUAUUUUGA